ACUGUCCCCUGAUUAUGCUGGUCAUCCCCAUUUUGUCUCCAUUUUGUCUUUGAUGAGAGAGAGAGAGAUGAACAUCAAAAAGAAGGGAGCACUGUCAUUGACAUUUAUUGCAUUAUUGGUAAUGGUUGAAGGAAUAGAGAGAGCCCAAUUCUCUUCCUCUUUUCUCUUUGGGACCUCAACUUCUUCUUACCAAAUUGAAGGUGCAGUUUCUGAUGGCAACAGGGGCCCAAGCAAUUGGGACAUAUUCACUCAGUUGCCUGGGAAAAUAAAGGAUAAUAGCAAUGGAGAUAUUGCCGAUAACCACUAUAAUCUUUAUGAGGAAGAUAUUGAGUUGAUGCAUUCUUUGGGUGUUAACUCCUACAGAUUUUCCAUAUCGUGGUCUAGAAUUCUUCCAAGAGGUCAGUUUGGAGAAAUUAAUCAAGUGGGCAUUGCAUUCUACAAUAACCUUAUUGAUUCACUCUUGCUCAAAGGCAUUCAACCAUUCGUGACGCUGAAUCAUUUUGAUAUACCUCAAGAACUUGAAGAGCGAUAUCGUGCAUGGCUUAGUCCAGAGAUACAGCAAGAUUUCGCAUAUUUUGCAAAAGUAUGUUUUGAUGAAUUUGGUGAUAGAGUAAAGUAUUGGACCACUUUUAAUGAACCAAACCUUAUGGUGAUACAUGGUUAUCUCAACGGUGAGAAACCUCCUGGUCGCUGUUCUGAACCAUUUGGAAAUUGCUCUCUCGGAGAUUCUUCAACCGAACCAUAUAUCGCUGCCCAUAAUGUCAUACUAUCGCACGCAACAGUUGUUGCUAUCUAUAAAAAUAAUUACCAGGCGAAACAAGGGGGCUCUAUUGGAAUUGUGAUUAUGACUGCAUGGUAUGAGCCACUUAGAAAUAUCACAGUAGACAUUCUGGCAGCUCAACGGGCGCUGUCUUUUGGAACUGCAUGGUUCUUAGAUCCUAUAUUCUAUGGUGAUUAUCCUACUGAAAUGCGUCAAAUCCUAGCAUCAAGAUUGCCAACAUUCACAGCUGAAGAGAAAGUGAAACUACGAAAUCAAGUGGAUUUCAUUGGAAUCAAUCACUACUCGAGUCAUUAUGUGAAGGACUGUAUUUUUUCUCCUUGUGAUUUAGAUGACCUUUCAGGAAAUGCACUUGUAUUUACCACCUCACUAAGAAACGGAGUGCCUAUUGGAGCUCCGACUGGGAUGCCAACUAUGUAUGUGGUUCCAUAUGGCAUGGAGAAGAUUAUCAUUUACGUCAUGCAAAGAUACAACAACACGCCUAUGUACGUCACUGAAAAUGGUUACGGUCAGCCAAGGAAUAAUGGAGAAUCCUUAAAUGACUUAAUCAAUGACACUAAAAGAGUAGAGUUCCUUAAGAACUACCUCUCUUUUGUGGCUACUGCCAUAAGGUAACAUUUGUAGGCUUGCAGUUUGCACAUAAGAUUAUUGGUAAUUUCACAAAAAAAGGCUGUUCUUCAGAAAAAACCCCUAAACUUUAUGUUUUUGUCGGCUAACCCACCUAACUACCACCUGGACUGUCAUUUUUAAUAAUUUUAAAGAUAAUUGUCACAAACCCUUGGUCACGUUUAACCAAAAUACCCGGAUUAAUUAAAUUAAUAAUUACAGUGUUAACUUUAAAAUGGGUAUUUUGGUCACCUUACAAGUUUACCUAACAUCGUUAUAGGGUCAGUUUAAAAAGUUGAAA
This is a messenger RNA of Asparagus officinalis (garden asparagus), 1685 nucleotides long. Its product is annotated as beta-glucosidase 18-like. Gene Ontology annotation, biological process: carbohydrate metabolic process. The record is from RefSeq and is a predicted model, not a curated record. Lineage: Eukaryota; Viridiplantae; Streptophyta; Magnoliopsida; Asparagales; Asparagaceae. Gene Ontology annotation, molecular function: beta-glucosidase activity. The transcript has 11 exons. The coding region runs from base 53 to 1393 and encodes 446 amino acids.